CAGAGGUCCAAAGGCAUCUCCUUCGAUCCUGAGAUAAACCCCAAUGAUGUGAAUAUUGGCCCAAAGAGGUCUCACAGUGUCGCCUCUGAUUGUCUCUCUUUUAUAUACCUCUCAGACAGUAUGCUCUUGACAGUGAAGACUCCCGCUAUUCUACUGGCUUGCCUCGGUGUCGGAUCUUGCCUCCAAGCGUCUGACAUUCCAGCAGAUACACCAGUCUUGUCACUGGUGGCCUCUGCAAAGUCGCACCUUGCAGGCGGCUCCCCUCGUGAUGCAUUGGUAUACUUUGACGCAGCUGUAGCGCGAGACCCCACAAACUAUUUGACCAUAUUCCAGAGAGGCGCGACAUAUCUAUCGCUAGGGAGAGAUGCUCAGGCCACAGAUGACUUCAACCGUGUAUUGGAAUUAAAGCCCGACUUCGACGGUGCUCUGCUGCAACGCGCCAGGAUCAAGGCCAAGAUUGCGGAUUGGAGCGCUGCAAAGGAGGAUUUCAUCGCUGCCGGCAAACAAUCAACGCCAGAGUUUCAAGAGCUGGAAGCGGCACAUGUCGCUGAAGGGGCUGCGGAAAAGGCAGAAGCGCGUGGUGAUUGGGAAGCAUGUGUGGACCAGGCUGGAAUCGCUAUCUCUAAGGCACCGAUGUCCUUGAGUCUUCGGCAACUCCGAUCUCGAUGUCGGUUUGAGAAAGGCGAUAUCCAAGAAGCCCUCAGCGAUUUGACUCAUAUACUCCACUUAUCCCCCGGAUCGAUUGAGCCGCACUUGCAAAUAUCGUCGACGUUAUUCUACUCGUAUGGCGAUACCGAGCGUGCCACUGCCCAGAUUCGGAAAUGUCUUCACUCGGACCCUGACUCGAAGUCAUGUAGCCGACUGUUUCGCACGGAAAAGAAGCUCAUUAAGCAGCUCGACCAGGUCAGGGAAUUUAUGGGUAAGCGUAAAUUCAGCAACACAAUAAAUCUGUUAGUAGGAAAGAAUGAUGAAAACGGCUUGAUCGAUGAUGUAAAGGAAGAAGUGAAAGAAGCUCGAGAAUUGGGACGCAUUCACCCUAACGCGCCUAACCAGCUCUACGAAUCUCUUGUGGAAACUACUUGCGAAGCAUAUAGAGCUAUCAACUCACCUAAAAAAGCAGAGACUUACUGCUCAGAAGCCCUUACAGCGAAUCCUCAUUCACUGCAUGGCUUAUUGCAUCGGGCUCAGGCUCAGCUCGAAGCAGAUGAGUUUGAAAAAGCCAUCGAGACGCUCAACACAGCCAAGGAACAUCAUCAGAACUCCAAUGAAGUCCAGGAAAUGUUGCGCAAAGCACAGAUGUUGCUGAAGAGGUCAAAACAAAAGGAUUAUUACAAAGUCCUUGGUGUAGCUCGUGAUGCCGAUGACCGAACAAUCAAGCGAGCAUAUCGGCAACUCACCAAGCUUCAUCACCCCGAUAAAGCCGUAUCUAAGGGCGUUACAAAGGAAGAUGCCGAAAAGAAAAUGGCCUCCAUCAACGAGGCCUACGAGGUUCUGUCGGAUUCUGAGUUGAGGACACGAUAUGACAAUGGCGAUGACCCUAAUGAUCCUGAGGCGCAAAGAGGCCAGCCUUUCCAGGGACAUCCAGGAUUCGGUGGUCAAAGGGGAGGCGGUCAACAGUUCUUCUUCCAGCAAGGUGGUGGCGGGCCACAAUUCAAGUUCUCUGGUCAAGGAUUCAAUUUCCCUGGCGGAUUUCCAUUCUAGAUACACCAUAUUUUUAAGCGAACCUAAUUUGGUUCUUUUUUGACAGCGGUGCAUGAGUAUAUUUUUACUGUGAGCUUUGGAUUGUAUGUAUCAUUGGGCAUAGAUGUUUUGAUAUAGUAUAAGGGCUUAAGUGGUGGUUUAAU
This is a messenger RNA of Talaromyces proteolyticus, 1844 nucleotides long. RefSeq names its product DnaJ and TPR domain protein. The coding region runs from base 121 to 1701 and encodes 526 amino acids. The record is from RefSeq and is a predicted model, not a curated record. Gene Ontology annotation, biological process: protein folding in endoplasmic reticulum. Gene Ontology annotation, cellular component: endoplasmic reticulum. Gene Ontology annotation, molecular function: protein-folding chaperone binding; misfolded protein binding. Lineage: Eukaryota; Fungi; Ascomycota; Eurotiomycetes; Eurotiales; Trichocomaceae. The transcript is spliced from 2 exons.